AAAAGCAAUUUCGAAUGGGCUCUUAAACAGCACAACCAGCUAUUGGUCCAUUUCUAUGCGCCUCUUUCUGGCCAGUCCCUUGGCUCCAUCCUUGAGUUUAGAGAAGCAGCCGGUGCGCUGAAGGAAGCAGAGUCUGAUGUGAGACUUGGAGGAGUGGAUGUGAAAAAGGAAAAAGAUCUUGCCGCAUCCCUUAAUGUCACAAGAAUACCAUCACUACGGCUGUACCUGUCUGGAAACAAGAACAAUCCAGUGUACUGUCCAGAUCUUAAGAGCUCUGCCACAAUCCUGACAUGGCUUGAAAGAAGAAAAGGGCAGAGCGCUAACAUCAUCAGUAAUCUCACACAGCUGGAAAAAUUCAUAGGAGAAGAGGAGCUUGUGGUGCUGGGAUUAUUUAAGGAUCUUGAGGAAGACAUAGUGAAAGUGUUUUAUGAAACAGCCGCUGACAUCGCAGACCUGCCCUUUGGAGUAACAGGAAAUGAUGAGAUCUUCAGCAAGUAUGAGAUCAGUGGAGAUACCGUUCUCCUCAUCAGAAAGUCUAAACCUGACAAGCAGUUUGAGCUGGGAAGCAGCACAGUGAAGACAGAUCUUGUUCAGUUUAUCAGACUGUAUGAGAUGGAACUUGUGACCGAGUACAAUGGCGAGACAGCAUCCAAGAUCCUGAACUCAGUGGUGCUGAACCAUUUUCUUCUGUUUAUUAAUAAGACUGAGGAAGGAUUUGAAGAGACAUACCUUGCUUUUAAAACCACUGCGGAAAAACUCAGAGGGAAGGUUCUGUUUGUGAUGAUGGAUGUGAGUGAGCCACGGAAUGGCCGAGUUAUGGAGUAUUUCCGUGUGAGAUCAGAAGAAGUGCCUCAGAUCCGUAUGGUCAAUUUAUCAGACCACGUUCAAUACCAGCUGCCAUCUGAUAAGUUUGACACACAGACUCUUUUAGAGUUCUGCCUAAAAUACCUGGAUGGGAAAGCAAAGCCUAAACUGCAGAGUGAGUCAAUUCCUGAAAACUGGGACACGCAGCCAGUGAAAGAGCUGGUCGGGAUGAACUUUGAAAUAGUGGCCUUCAACCAUAACAAAAAUGUCAUUGUCUUGUUCUAUGCACCUUGGAGCAGCGAAAGUCGUGCACUGUUUCCAUUGUGGGAAGAGCUUGCUGAACACUUUCGUGAAAAUGAAGAUGUUGUUGUUGCCAAGAUUGAUGUUACUGCAAACGAUGUAAACAUUCAUCUAAGAGAAAAAUACCCAUCAAUCAAAUUAUUUCCUGCCGUUUAUUCAGAGAGGGUAGUGCCAUAUUCUGGCAAGAGGAAGCUGAAGCCUAUUGUAACAUUUAUGAAAAAAGAGAUUGAGAAAGCCAAAACAGACAAAGCCAAGGAGGAGGAACGGAGGAAGAAAUAUCUGAAUGAACAGAAGGCUGCUGUGAAAGAGGAACUCUGAUCACUCACUGUAAUCGCAAGAACUAAAGCAGUUUUAUUGAUUUCUUCGAAACUAACAUUUUAAUGUUUUAUAUCAAACUCUUUCCAAUUUAAAAAUGUUUUUGUAAUCAUGAAUGUAACAAGUAUUUUCAGUAUGUACAUGUGUGAAAACAAGAUGCUAUAGUUACAGCACUGACUGGCUGGUUACCCACUGAUACCAUGUUUAUGAUAUGUGACCCUGGA
This is a messenger RNA of Sinocyclocheilus grahami, 1643 nucleotides long. Its product is annotated as protein disulfide-isomerase-like. Gene Ontology annotation, biological process: protein folding; response to endoplasmic reticulum stress. The transcript has 11 exons. The record is from RefSeq and is a predicted model, not a curated record. Gene Ontology annotation, cellular component: endoplasmic reticulum. NCBI's taxonomy places the organism in Eukaryota, Metazoa, Chordata, Actinopteri, Cypriniformes, Cyprinidae. The annotation marks the transcript as partial.